Messenger RNA from Oryza brachyantha (malo sina), 2631 nucleotides. RefSeq names its product hydroxyproline O-galactosyltransferase GALT6-like. The coding region runs from base 1 to 1977 and encodes 658 amino acids. Gene Ontology annotation, molecular function: galactosyltransferase activity; carbohydrate binding. The record is from RefSeq and is a predicted model, not a curated record. The transcript has 7 exons. Lineage: Eukaryota; Viridiplantae; Streptophyta; Magnoliopsida; Poales; Poaceae. Gene Ontology annotation, cellular component: Golgi membrane.
AUGCGGAGGCCACCGGCGGGCGGCGUGUCGUGCCGGCGCCGCGCGAUCCAGGGGUUCGUGGUGGUGUUCCUGGUGUACGUGGUUGCGGUGAUUGUAUUCGAGUCGCCGCUGCUCGUGUCCACGUCCGUGGCCGGCGGCGCCGCGGGGGCGGCCACCGCGGCGUCGCGGCCGCUUCACCUCGAUGGCGAGGGGGAGGGCAAGCGCGCGGCGCCGGCGCGGCCGUCGAAGCGCCCGCACCGGGAGACGCUUUCGGCGGCGGGGAGGUUGAGGCGGUGGAGCCGGCUGUCUGGGAUCGUCUCCGGGCUCGACCUCCGGCACCUCAACGCCACCCGCUCCGGCUCGCUCCGCAAGGUCGCCGCGGAGGCCGCGGCAGCCGGGGCUCGCGUCUUCUCCGAGCUGCAAACCCUCGCGGGGGCCGUCGUGACCGAGCUGGAUGAGUCAGGGGAGGAGGAGAGGAGCAGGUGCCCGCACUCGGUCGUCCUCAGCGGCGACGAGUUCCGGGAGAGGGGGCGGGCCGUGGAGCUGCCGUGCGGGCUGACGCUUGGGUCGUACAUUACGGUGGCCGCCACGCCGCGCGCGGCGCAUCCCGACCGAGAUCCUAAAAUCACGCUGCUGCGGGAGGGAGACGAGCCGAUCAUGGUUUCUCAGUUCAUGAUGGAGCUGCAGGGGCUCAGGACAGUGGACGGCGAGGACCCGCCAAGAAUCCUCCACUUCAACCCUCGCCUCCGCGGCGACUGGAGCGGCAAGCCUGUGAUCGAGCAGAACACCUGCUACCGAAUGCAGUGGGGAACCUCUCUCCGCUGCGAAGGCUGGAGGUCCCGUGCCGAUGAGGAGACCGUGGAUGGGAUGGUGAAGUGUGAGAAAUGGAUUCGUGAUGACGAGGAGCGGUCGGAGCAGUCAAAGACGUCAUGGUGGCUGAACCGGCUCAUUGGCCGAACAAAGAAGAUCUCUGUUGAUUGGCCAUACCCGUUCGUGGAGGAUCGUCUGUUCGUUCUUACUCUUACUGCUGGAUUGGAGGGUUACCAUGUGAAUAUUGAUGGGCGACACGUCACGUCAUUUCCAUACCGCACUGGAUUUGUGCUUGAAGAUGCCACUGGCUUAUCUCUGAAUGGGGAUCUUGAUGUGCAUUCGGUGUUUGCAGGGACUUUGCCCACUGCACACCCUAGCUUUGCACCUCAGAAACACCUAGAAAUGUUGCCUAUUUGGCAGUCCCCUCCCCUUCCAGAUGAUCCAGUUGAAAUUUUCAUUGGCAUACUGUCAGCAGGCAACCAUUUUGCUGAGCGUAUGGCUGUGAGGAAGACAUGGAUGUCUGCUGCCCAGAAGUCCUCGAAUGUUGUGGCCCGAUUUUUUGUUGCCCUGAACGGUAGAAAAGAAGUGAACGUGGAAUUGAUGAAGGAGGCAGAGUUUUUUGGGGACAUUGUUAUUGUGCCAUUCAUGGACAGCUACGACUUAGUUGUUCUAAAAACUGUCGCAAUAUGUGAAUAUGGAGUGCGUGUUGUUUCCGCUAGAUAUAUAAUGAAGUGCGACGAUGAUAAUUUUGUUAGACUUGAAUCAGUAAUGUCGGAACUUAAGAAAAUACCGAGAGGUAAAAGUCUCUACGCGGGAAACAUGAACUAUCACCACAAACCGUUGCGCAAUGGGAAGUGGGCUGUCACUUAUGAGGAGUGGCCAGAAGAGGAUUACCCAACAUAUGCAAAUGGUCCUGGAUACGUUAUCUCUUCUGAUAUCGCCGAUUCCAUCGUGUCAGAAUUUGCAACUCAUAAAUUAAGGCUCUUCAAAAUGGAAGAUGUGAGCAUGGGCAUGUGGGUUGAACGGUUCAAUAACACCGGACAAGUUCAAUACGUCCACAGUGUCAAGUUCUGCCAAUUUGGGUGCAUAGAUGACUACUACACCGCACAUUACCAGUCACCGAGGCAAAUGCUAUGUUUGUGGGAUAAGCUACAGGCUGGGAAAGCGCAAUGUUGCAAUAUGAGAUAGCGAUGAUGAAACUGGAAGUAUUGAUCCCCUUCAAUGAUCGUGAGCCCAAGAUCGAAGGACUGUUUUGUGAUGGUAAAUUAAGCCCGCGGAUGAUUAACAAGUGGCCACAGAUUAUUGCAUUCAUUUAGAGAUGACCAUCAAAACAUUCAGCUAGAAACAACCGAGGGAAAGAAUAGCAAACCUUGUGGUGCCAGUGCUGUUCUUUUUCACUAUAAGAUAUAGACGAAGUUCAGUGGGCACCAAUAGAACUGCUCAAGGACUUCAUUGUACAUGUGAAGGGUAGGAAGCUAAGCUUAGUUAAAACUAUUGCUACCUUUGGUAUAUGCCUGAUUGUGGUUGAAAGCCAUGAACAACCCAUCAGUUACAAAGAAGCCACGUCCCGGCGUUUUACAGAAAUUUUGUUGCCAAAAUUUCCAUUUAGCAUGGUCAUAACUUAUGGCAUUGUUUCAACAAUAUUUAUUUAACAUGGUUAUAACUUAAUAUUUAUUUAACAAUGUAUUUGGCAUCGAUUCAGGCGGUAUUACCGAUGCAGCUUGAGUGUUCUAGCCGGGAGAGCUGCUAAAACAUAUUAAUUUGGAGAAACACCUGAGCUGCUAAACGGAUGUAAUAUAUGAUUAUUUAAUUAUACCUUUGCUCUGGCUCAAUAAUUUGUCC